AUGGCGAGCAGCUCCGAGCGGAGCGCGAGUUUCGACCACGUACAGGCGCUGCGCAACGUCCAGCUCAUUGCCCGCAACGAGUACCCGCUCCGCCACCUCGCGCGGGAGCGAGUGCGACAGCGUGCGCGUCAAGACGGCGACGACGACGACGACGACGAUGAACGCGCGCUCUGUUUCUGCACGUUUCCAAACCCGCUCGAGCGACUGGACAAGGACACGCGACGCUGUGACGACGUCUCGUGUCUGAAUUUCGCCACGUACAUUGAGUGUUCUCCUUGCUGUGCUACAGGCGAGUUUUGUCGCAAUCAGCGACUGCAGCAUCCAGAGCGAUUUCCGUUACUGGAGCCGUUUAAGACGGAGUUUAAAGGGUAUGGCGUGCGCACUUGCGAAGGGAUUGCUCAACGGGGCAUUGUCGGCGAGUAUGUGGGUGAAAUCAUUGACCAGAAAGAACUGGCGCGACGACUUAAGAGUGUGCCGAGACACGAGCUGAACUUUUACUACUUGCUGCUGGCUCCUGGUGUUUACAUUGACGCGAGGACAAAAGGGAGUUUCACGCGGUUUGUCAACCAUAGCUGUGAACCAAACUGCAAGACGGAAAAGUGGACAGUGAAAGGCGAGACGAGGAUUGCAGUGAUUGCUUUGCGCGAUAUUGACGCGGGGGAAGAACUGACGUUUGAUUACCAGUGGAAAGCUCUUGGCUCGAGGCAGAUCAAGUGCUUUUGCGGCAUGCCAACUUGUAAAGGCGUAAUUGGCUUGCAGAAUGACACACUGCAAGGUGCAGAAGCGCAGACAGGUGGCUACUUUCGUGAUCCAGAGCGACAUGAAAUUGGACUUGCGCUGGUCGGACGACGUGUGCGCGUUUUCCUCUCCCCAGAUGAUAAAAUGGAGUUUGACGUCCACCUGGUUAAAGCGUAUGAUGAAGACGAGGAUCGGUACGAGGUGGAGGAUCUGCUGGAGCUGACUGGGUACGAGACCGAUGAAAAGGAUAUUGAAGAAGACAUGGAGGCAGCUGAGAAACAGUUUGUGCAGCUUAAAGAGAACGGGUGGCAGAUUUAUUGUCCCGUGGGAGAUGAAAAGGGUACGUCAGUGUUUGCGAUCCCGAAAAAGCGUGUUCCGACUUCGUCGGAGAUGUCAAGUGCAGAUGGAAGUAGGGACCCAUCGCCUAAGCGGGUCGUGACGUCACAGUCGCCUGUCCGCACUCCGUCGCCGAUAGCCUUGGAACGAUCGGAGAGCAGCUUCAGUACGAUCAAAAAGAGUCAGUACGGUGAAACAAUUGACCGCGAUGGCACAGUGGUGUCUAACAAGUUGUUGAUCAAGUUUUUGCCGAAAGAGUACGAUACACUUGCUCUUCGCAGCUUAUUUCUUAGUCGGAAGCACCCAAAUGCACUGGUGCAUGCCGACGUGUUUAAUUUUCUGGAUGGCUCGGGCUGGGCGCUUGUGGAGCUGGAAAGCAGCGAAGUUGCAUCUUCGUUUCGGCGCACCUUGGACCGCCGUAAUUUACUCGAUAAGAUGUUGCGCGUGUAUCAAGCAGGUGUCAAUGAGUUGGAGAACUUCCGGCACCAGAAAAGCAAAGUGCAGAUGAUGCGUCAGCAGGGCAUGACGAUCAGAAGCAUUACGAAGCCUUCGGGAGAAGCAUCGAGUGAGCCUUCGGUGAGAAGAAUCGAACGGUAUUGCUUUGGCCAGAAGCUGAAUUGGCUCGUUUCUGAAGAUGAACUUAGGAAAUUGGCUGUUCAGCAAGUUUUGUCGACGUCACUGGAAGAGUCGCUGCGGGUGAAGUACGUGAAAAGUAUUUUUCACAUUGCCAAGGGAUUGCGCCUCGACCGGGAGGAUGCUACGAGUGCCAUAAUCGCGCUGAAUCGAUUCUUCACGUUCCACACUAUGCCGAUGGAGGUCGAUAUCUAUGCUGCGACGAUGCUUCACUUGUUUUUGAAAGCUCGCGCCCGAAAAGUGCCGUGGACAGCCUUUGUGAAGGAAGUGUACAAGGCAAAGCACGGUUCCUCGGCUGCUGAACGUCUUACAACUGUCUCUCCUGAACUUGGAGUACUCAAGCGCCGCUUAGUUAAAGCGGAGGGCGAGUUGCUUGAAGGGUUGCAUUAUGAUGUAACGGGUGACGACCCGUACGCUCUGUUAGACCUCCUAACUACACGCAAAGGUUCCAAGAAGCUUAUGGCGAUGUUUGACCACGGCGGUGAGAAUCGAUUGGGCUCAUUUCUUCCGUCAGCGCCUCCGUCGGAAGUGCAAAAAGAAGCAAAACAUUUGGUGGCCGAAGCCUUGCCACUAUCGAUUUGGACGCACACGCCUGUGGAAUGCGUAGUGCUUAGUGUGGUGUAUGUAAGCGCUGCUGUAAUUGAAGUGCUGAGCCACCGCUCGCUCCCUCAUCUCGCUAAAGUCCCCGAAUUCCUACCACGACUCGAUGUCCAUUGUAAUGCAGCGGAAGCUAGCAUGCUGCUUAAUUGCUCUCUAUCCAUUUGCGAUCAGUUAAAUGACCGGUGGGUACGCUUAGAGAAGCAGUCAAUGACAGCGCAGCUGAGACCGCCAAAAGCAGCGGACGACGUAGGUGGGUUUGACCUGGAGCAGUUCACCGUCGCUCGGGACAGAAAUGAUGUGGAGAUUUCAAGUCGGAUAGCGCGCUUGUUGAAGAAAUGGAUUAUCCUGCCUUCUCUUACCAGCUCAUCAACAGGUCCUUCAACGUUGACCACAAAUAUGACGUUCUCAGCUGACAAUUCAAUGAAGGCAGCUAUGUUCUCGAGUAUGACACCCUCGCGCAGCAAAGGGAAGAAUUUCAUCACGUUUAAGGCAAUGACAAAUUCAUCACCACGAUUAAGCAGGGCUGCUACGGGGCAGGGUUGUGACAGUUCUUUCUCGGCACUGUCAAUUUUUCCAAAGAAAGUUGUAACUGGUACAAAUGAUACAAGUAUUGGAAGCAUUCGCUUGCACGCAGACGAGAUUACUAACACCGAGUCCAUUCGGAAACGAGCUUAUUUGGGUGUCGUGUCAAAGGAGGUAAACCUCGACCUAGCUGGGCAGCCUGUUUAUCUGCAGUCGUGGCCAUAUCUUGAGCAGGAUACGUUUUUCACGGAAGAAAAAGGCAUAAACGAAGCUUGCCUGCGUGAGCUGUCAGCAGCAACAACCCUCUCGUCACUCUUACCAAAUCGGUUUAUGAAGCUGCAUGGAAUUAUUUUUCCGUCUAACUGCAAGGACCGACAGCCGAAGGAGACGGGAGCUCCCAUUACCAGCGCUGAUGAUCUUGACUUACUCGCGGCUACGAUCGACGACGAUGGUAAUCCUCUACCCGAAGGCAUGGACAGACUGAAUCUACAAAAGCACUACUUGGCAUUUGAGCAGCCGCUGCACAUGUUUUCCGGCAUUUUCGAGGCUCAUGUAUCGCUUACGCCCGAGCUGCGCAAAAAGGCAAUAUUUGACAUGCUCCAAAGCCUUUCUGCCGUCCACGACCAUGGGUAUGUUCACCGCUUUGUUGCCCCUUCACACCUCUUGUUGUUCAAGAACGGCGCUAAACUCGGCGGUUUCCAUGCAAUGCGCAAAGUCGCGAACAUUAAGCGAAAAGAUGGUGAUGGAUCGUCCAUCGCUGCUUACGUCAUGACGGACAGUGAACGCAAACAGCACUGCUACGGUGCGUGGCUGCACGUGACUGCUCCAGAGAUUCUGCUCGGCGAAACGAAGUACACAUGGCGCUCGGAUAUAUGGUCUGCAGGUUGCGUGGCGCUUGCUAUCCUCCUUGAGAAGGUUCCGUUUCUUCAAGGCCAGGACUCCAAAGUACAGCUCGAUCUGAUCUUUCGUCUCUGUGGCACACCGGGCUCAUCGUGGGAAGGCGCGCACAAGCUCCCGUUGUACAACACCUUUCGGCCUAAGCAUGAGUACAAGAUGCGGCUCCGAAAGACACUUCUGGAACAGCGUUCCAAAUUUACAGACUUUCAUGAAGAUGCGGUCGACGUGCUUGAGGCUAUGCUUCAGUUGGACCCUGCCCGUCGUAGCGUGGUGAAAAAGCUCACCGAUAUGAGUUACUUUGACAGCGUCCGUGACAGCAAGCAGGCUUUCGACUUCAGUGGACUCCCACCGACAUUCCCUGUGCAGAGAAAAAGACUCGUCCAGCACUUGCUAAAAGCGAAGUCCAAGAAGCACCGAAGUGCUGGUAGCAGCAGUCGAAGUGGCGUAUCAGUACGGCAUCACUCUUCACAUCGACACAGUGGCAGUGAACAUCAUCGUCACAAUCGGUCCUCGUCCUCGGUACACGUUGGGUCAGCUUCCGGUGACAAAUCUAGCCAUUCGGACCGACACAAACCAAGACGUGGCAAACGAAUGAUGAGACCGUCGUCUACGUCACGACAAGAGGCCCAACAUGACACUGCGUCCACUGAUGCUGACAACGCGGGGAUACAAGAUGGCAGCGAAUACGUCCCGCUGCCAGCCAGCUUCACGGCUUCUGCCGGAUCUUCGCUUUUGCGUUCGAUGGUUAAUGGCAGCGACAGUUUACCUCCGCGUGAAAAGCGCGCAAAGCUUGGUUGGGGCAUGGGACUCAACUCAGCAUCAUAA
This is a messenger RNA of Peronospora matthiolae, 4551 nucleotides long. Lineage: Eukaryota; Oomycota; Peronosporomycetes; Peronosporales; Peronosporaceae. The record is from the annotation of a GenBank genome assembly.